Parnassius apollo (apollo) is the source of this 1290-nucleotide messenger RNA. The record is from the annotation of a GenBank genome assembly. Lineage: Eukaryota; Metazoa; Arthropoda; Insecta; Lepidoptera; Papilionidae.
AUGAAUCCAAAUUAUCAGGAUUACGUGCGGCGAGUUACUGAAGUUUUGGAUCAAACUGACAGUGAUAUAUCACUAAAAGAUGACGAUAUUGAGGAUUUACUUGCACGAAUAGAAAAUGGAGACAUUUCUGAAGACGAAGAGGAUAUGGGUGAUAUGAACGAAAUUGAUUAUCACCCGGACCUACAAGAUCUAAUAAACGAAUUAGAGGUCAGUAAUGAUGACGAUGAAGAAUACAAUGAAAAUCCACCUUCGAACCGGUUGGAUCACUUCAAUAGUCCAGCUCCAGGACCUUCGAAUUGUCAACCACAUUCAAGCCUUCUUGGUGUUGCAGCGUGGAGGCAACAAAGUAGAGAACUUAUAUGGAAAAAUCGUAAUUUGCAAUACAGUGAAGAACGUAUACGUUUCACAGGAAAUACAGACCUUUCCCCUCCACUAGCCGCGCUUGAAACACCAUUCCAAUUUUUCUCCGAAUUUAUGAAUGAGGAUAUACUCACUGUUAUUGUGGAACAAACAAGUUUAUACAUCACGCAAAAAAAUGUAUCCAACUGUCCUCCUGUAACUGCUACUGAAAUCCGUCAAUUUCUAGGUGUAAAAGAUUUUAUGAAAGAUUCUAUAGUACGAGGAACAUAUGAGGAACAAGUAGCUGAUUAUGAAGGCCUUGAUAUCUCGGUAACAUGCUGGAAAGAUAAUAAGGUUGUCAUAUUAGCGUUAACUUAUGUGGGCUCCGAACCAGCCGAAACUGUGAAUAGAUACGACAAGAAACAAAAGAAACAAAUUUCCAUAGCUUGUCCAAAAAUAGUCAAAGAUUAUAACGUCCAUAUGGGAGGAGUUGACCUCAUGGAUAGUUUUUUGGGUAGGUAUAAAAUCAGAAUAAAAAGUCGCAAGUGGUAUAUUAGAUUAUUUUAUCACAUGGUUGAUAUGGCAGUGAUCAAUUCUUGGAUACUGUAUAAGAAAAAAAACCCAAACCUUACCUUAGGAGAUUACAGAUCUGAACUUGCAGAGACUUUAUGCUCCUAUAAAAAGUACGAUACAAAUAAAAGAGGAAGACCCUCAAGCAAUAAUGUAGAAAGGCAGAUCGAAGCUAAAAAACACCGAGGUCCCGCUAAACCUGUCCCGCCAAAAGAUAUCCGGACUGAUGGUAUAGGCCAUAAAGAAAAAAGGUGCAGCGCUAAAAAUAGAUGCAAACUUCCAGGUUGUAAAGGAUUUUCACGGACUGAGUGCGUCAAAUGCAAGGUUGCUUUAUGUCAUAACAAAAUCGUAAUUGCUUUGCUGUAUUUCAUUCAUAAAUAA